Messenger RNA from Capsicum annuum, 1724 nucleotides. Its product is annotated as ribosome-binding factor PSRP1, chloroplastic. Lineage: Eukaryota; Viridiplantae; Streptophyta; Magnoliopsida; Solanales; Solanaceae. The transcript has 5 exons. The record is from RefSeq and is a predicted model, not a curated record. Gene Ontology annotation, molecular function: ribosomal small subunit binding. Bases 519 to 1451 code for a protein of 310 amino acids. Gene Ontology annotation, cellular component: cytosolic small ribosomal subunit. Gene Ontology annotation, biological process: negative regulation of translational elongation; primary metabolic process.
AUUACAGAUUGAAUAUAAAAUAAAAAUAUUUGUUUACUAUAAAGAAGACAUAAAACUAAAAACAAGUGGAGUGCUGCUCGCUGUAUAAAAUUUGGUACGUAGAUGUUUUUUCAAAAUAAACAUAAGAAAUCGAGAGUCACAUAAAAGAUUAUAAAAUCCUUGAUAUGAAAGUCCAAAGAAAGGAAGUUGCAAAUGAAAAAUAUCCAGGAUGAGGUGGGCCCUCCUCCCAUAUUAUCCAGUUUCAUGUCCCCGUAACACGUCAACAAGGAUAUGUAAAACGAAAUUUGACUACAAAUUCGGGGACCAUACUUGCAAAAUCAUCUAUAUAUCGGAUAACGCUAUUCUUCUUCUUUUCUUCUUCAGUCAGUCGUAGCAAUAAGUAAUGUACAUCUGUUCUCUCCUGCUUUCCAUAGUUGUUACUCAAAUUCAUAAUAUUGAUUUCGUACUUAGCGGGAGAUUUUAUGCAUUUAGCUCUUUAAAUUAAUUGGACUUAGCAAUAGCAAUAGCAAUAGUCAAUAAUGGUGACUCUUUCACUUUGCCCCUCAGUGGGAGCAAUUUUUCGCUCUCGCCAUAGCUACCCGACUGGUUCCUCAUCAUACGCUUCGACUCCCACCACUUGUCCAGCUUUAUCACUGACAUUGUCAGCUAGCAGUUCUGGUUUUUUGAAUUCAGGUUUCAACAAGUAUGACAUUAAUGUUGUUCCUGUAAGGGUUAAGUCGACUAAAUCUUUUGGGAUUCGGAUGUCUUGGGAUGGUCCUCUCUCUUCCGUUAAACUUAUUAUUCAAGGGAAAAACCUUGAGUUAACACCUGCUGUGAAGGGCUAUGUGGAAGACAAGUUGGGUAGGGCAGUUCAAAAGCACAGUCAUCUAGUCAGGGAAGUGGAUGUUAGGCUGUCUGUUCGAGGCGGAGAGCUUGGAAAAGGCCCAAAAAUUCGAAGAUGUGAAGUUACUUUAUUUACAAAAAAGCAUGGAGUAGUUCGUGGAGAGGAAGAUGCAGAAUCAGUAUAUGCAAGUAUAGAUAUGGUAUCAUCAAUUAUACAACGAAAGUUGCGGAAAAUUAAGGAGAAGGAUUCAGACCGUGGUCGCCACAUGAAGGGCUUCGAUAGGCUGAAAGUCAGGGACCCAGACAUGUUGUUUGUUCAAGAGGAUCUGCAAACACUUCCCCAAGAGGAAGAAGUUGAAGAUGAGAAAAGCGAGGUCUCUGUUACUGAGAUUGUUCGUACGAAGUCCUUUGACAUGCCACCUUUAAGUGUCACUGAAGCAAUUGAACAGCUGGAAAAUGUCGACCAUGACUUCUAUGGGUUCCGGAAUGAAGAAACUGGUGAGAUUAACAUUGUUUACAGACGAAAAGAAGGGGGUUAUGGACUCAUUAUUCCAAAGGAAGAUGGUAAAACAGAGAAGUUAGAGCCCGUGGGGGUUGAACCAGAGAAAGAACCGUCAAUAGCAGAAUAAAUUGAUUCGGUGAAAGAGUUACUAGUUAGUCACGGAGUACUUUUGCUUAGCAUUAUGUUCACUCGUUGAGAGUUAAAAGAGAGACAGUUUGGUGUUGAAACUUACUACUAUCCUCAGAAACUGUCGAGGUGAAUUGAGAACAUGACAUUGCCAAAAGAGCUUCUGUAUGAAUGUAGAUGUUCUACUUUUAUGAGCUCUGAAAAAUUUGUAAUUAUAACUUUGAGAAAAAAAGGGAAGAAAUACGCAUGUCCGCUCGCUGAAUUUUACAUUCUA